Messenger RNA from Tarenaya hassleriana, 471 nucleotides. Its product is annotated as RING-H2 finger protein ATL16-like. The record is from RefSeq and is a predicted model, not a curated record. Bases 1 to 471 code for a protein of 156 amino acids. NCBI's taxonomy places the organism in Eukaryota, Viridiplantae, Streptophyta, Magnoliopsida, Brassicales, Cleomaceae. The transcript has a single exon.
AUGAUCUACACAUGCUGCUAUUGGUACUGUUACUACUUCCCAUGCAGACCUCGAGCCAACCAAACGGAGGAAUCCGACUACGACAUCGAGAUGGGUCUUCCUCUCCCGACCCAUCAUUCUCCGACACGUUCUGUUCCGGUUCCAGUUCAUGAGAUCACUCCAAGGAUGAUCCACCAGUUCAAAGACGUGGGAGAAGAUGAAGAAGCCAGCAGCUGCACUUGCUGCCCGAUCUGUCUAGAAGAGUAUGCGCCUGAAGAUAAGGUUGUCCGUCUGUCCAAGUGCAAGCACGUUCUCCAUCCCGACUGCAUCGGUCCGUGGCUCCAAAAGAACCCCACCUGCCCCAACUGCCGCAGCUCUGUUAGCGGCGAAGACUGGUGCGUGAUGAACAAGGACGAAGAGUACGGUCCAGAAGAAGUCACGGCCGAGAAUCUUGUCGAAGAUGGCGGUGAACAAGUUCGUGUUUUGGCCUGA